Molecule: messenger RNA, 12601 nt
Organism: Wyeomyia smithii (pitcher-plant mosquito)
Lineage: Eukaryota; Metazoa; Arthropoda; Insecta; Diptera; Culicidae
Gene: Pits
Product: interferon regulatory factor 2-binding protein-like A
Exons: 5
Coding region: 770-2383 (537 amino acids)
Biological process (GO): regulation of transcription by RNA polymerase II
Cellular component (GO): nucleus
Molecular function (GO): transcription corepressor activity
Source: RefSeq, a predicted model, not a curated record
CCGAACCGUUCGCUUCAAAAGUGACGCGCUCGUUGGUUGCUUCACACCGCCUCGUUGGUUCCGAUCGUUCGUUGUUUGUUAUGGCGAGACUUUUUUCUGUUUUUCGGAAGUGAUUUUCUGCUUUUUUGCGGUAAAUAUCCACAGAAAAAGUGAGUGUGUUUUUCGCGUCUGGACCCUUAUCGAGAAAAUAUAUGAUCCAGCCAAUGGGCAAGCCUAAAAGUAGCAUCUCCGAAAGCAGGAUUUUUAACCGCGUUUGGUAGCGCAAUAUUCAGCGUAACUGUGUAUAACAGUGUAGUUUCACUGAAUCGAUGGCCACCCUCUUGGCAGAAAGUGAAAUAUUUGUAGAAGACAAACAAUCGGCGUACAGAGAAGACUAGACUACGAUUGCGUCAUUUGUUAUGUGUUAAAUUAGAUAAGUACAGACGUGAAGGCUUAAGUGUGUCGCAUCGUAGCCGAGAUAGCACUGCGUAAAAGUAACGAUAGGGAAAUGAAUUCUUAAUUUUAUUCUAUUUAGAGGAAUAUUGACGGAGAGUAGAGUUUUUUUAGUGGCGAAGAAAGUGGUGAAAUGAUAUUGUAGUUUACCUUUGCACGUGGAUCGUGUCAAUUAUCAAUGGAGCUGAUAGUUUUUGUGAUGGAUAAAAGCUGGUUAGAAGCGAUUCGUACAAAGUGAUUGUCAAAGUUUGACGCUUAAGGGUAGAGUUGUGAGAGAAAAUAAGUGCGUGGAGGUGAAGAACUGAUUUUUUGUAGGUGUUCUAAAUCAGUGAUCAAAAUGUCUGUUCAAGCGAAACGUCAGCACUGUUAUCUGUGCGAUCUGCCCCGGAUGCCUUGGGCGAUGAUCCACGACUUUACCGAGGCUGUAUGCCGAGGAUGUGUGAAUUACGAGGGAGCUGAUCGAAUAGAACUGGUAUUGGAUACCGCUCGACAAAUGAAACGAAUUCAUGCUGGUGCCGGCGGCGGCGGCGGUGGAGGCGGUGGUGGUUCUGGCGGUAGCGGAAGUGCCGGUGGCAAGCGUGGUCAUGAGAACGGUGAAAUGCCACAUCGGUCGGUACCGCAGGCACACCAUCACUAUUCCGUACGCACCGGACCCAACGGGCCAACUUUGGUCGAUUUCACACCGAAGCACGAGCCACAUGACAUCACCGGGGUUCGCCCGGGAGCACGUCUUCAGCAGCAUAUGCCACCACAUCAUCUACCGCACGCCAACCGGCAGCAGGUUCCGCCGGCACUUUCGGUCAACUUGAAACGACCCCCGCCGGAGGAUGACGAGCACGGUCCGAUGGAUGGACCGACGGGCAGUGCCAAACGGGGACCGGAGGAUCCGGUUUCCAUCCAGCGGCCGCCGCUAACUCGGGGCGACUCUCUGCCGGCCGUACCGUUCGUUCCGGAUCGUCAGCCCAGCUACAAAGAUAAGCACCCGGUGCGAACUGCUUCCUUUGAUACGGCCACAUUCAAGCCUGCUGACCAAAAACAUCAAAAUAUGGGGAUUUACGUGAACGCCCCUGUUGUGCAACGUUAUAAAUUGUACCCGACCGUGAUACCGAUCCCACCGGUUUCGAUGGGCGAUUCCACACCACCGACACCAUCGGUAGCGCCCCUACAAAGUCCGAUGGCAAAUCUAAUGUCGAUCACGGAAACUCUUCCACCGGGCAGUCCCCGAAACGGUCCCAGCCCACCGGGACCGCCACCACCACGCACGGCAUCCCGAGGUUCUCAGCAUUCGCCCAACAGUUCCGGAUCCUCCAGUGGCCGGCGUUCGUCCGGUUCUCGGCACGUUUCCAGCACAACGGUAACAUCAAGUGAAGCGCAACAAUCGAACCAAACCGGAGUGCCUGGCGGUGCGUCAACUCCCAACGGCAGCGGAUCGAACGGUGGAAAUGGUAGUACAACCCCGGUUACACUGGGUCCGCUAGGAGGACCUGCAAUUGGUCCACAACAACCACCCCAAUCACAGUCGGGUCCUCAACCUCCUCCGGAUGCCGUAGCUGGUAUGGCUCCAGGACCUGGUGGUCCACCCGGUACUCCUGGUGCCUCCGGACCUGCCGGCCCGGGAGGACCUCCAGGUAUUACCGGUCCGCAGCCAAACAAUGGCACCGGUGGACCCGCUCCGGCCCCAGCACCGAAUCCCACGCUCAAAUGUACAAUCUGCCAAGAACGGCUGGAAGAUACCCACUUCGUGCAAUGUCCCUCGGUGGGUCAUCACAAAUUUUGCUUCCCCUGUAGCCGCGAGAGCAUCAAGCGACAGGGCUCCGGUGCCGAAGUGUACUGUCCGAGCGGCGAGAAGUGUCCGUUGGCCAACUCGACGAUACCGUGGGCGUUCAUGCAGGGUGAGAUCGCGACCAUUCUUGGCGAGGAGCUGAAGGUGAAGAAGGAACGCGAAACGUAGAGCCAUGGUAGCGACGGUGACGAGCUGACGUCGUCCUCCUACCGAUAUUUGUACUAUUACAAUACUAACAACAGCAGUCACCACAGCAGCAACGAUGCUAGGGACAGUAGGCCCAAUAGUACCAGCAGUUCCUACUAUCCGUCAGAUCUAACAACAUCUGCUAGACGUAACGGUGGUGGUGUUGAUCAGCAUCACAUUUUCCCGCAGCAACCGCUUCCACGUCUACAACAGCCACUAGCAUCAGCAGCUUGGGAGCUGGCGACAGUAACUGGACAAAGUUCAGUUGAACCCGCCUUGUCGGUGGAUUGGGGAUACAGCAGCAUGGGAACAACACGCAGCGUCCUCGAUUGAAGCGCAAACCCAUAGUCGAACUUUUCCGCUAAUACAAAUUAGACACAAAAAAAGCGAGAGAAUCUCGUCAGAGGUACGUUCUUAGGGAUGAUUUUGACAAACUAUUGGUAAUCCAUGAGUCGAACGUGGAGUAAACCUUUCGUAAGAAACGAGUUUUUUUUGGAGGGGGAACACCAUGCCGUAGAGCGAACACAAUUGUUGUACAUAAUCAAAAUAGAAUUAGUUGAGGAUGGCUCCUUUUUUUCCUUCCACGGUAGGAGAAACGGGCGCCUCAUUUUCGUCUUUUGCGCAGACAGAAGACAGGCGAAAAUUUUUUGGCAUAUCUCGGGCAACCCAUCGGUGGUCGAAUGGGACGGGAUUUAAAACACACAUACACAGAUAAAUACAUACACUAAUCUUUUGUAUGUUUUCUUUUUGCAAAAACAAAACAGUGCAAAUAUCGGUAUGCACAAAUAAUUAGUCGUAACAGGAAACACACAGAAUUCUUAGUGAUAAUCGUAAGUUGGGUAAGACAGUGACAAACAAUAGGAGCAAAUAAUCUAGAGGAUAAUCAGAGAAAAGUACACUUACACGCUACUGUGUAGAAGUUGAAAAAUCCCUUACAAUGAAUAUGUUUGUUUUUCUUUUAUACAGAUUUUUAAUUAGUUAAGAAUUUUUAUAUUUUAACGUGGAAAAAGGCACGCAUAAUUGAUUAUACAAUAAACAAGAAAAAAACAAUAAAAUAGCCACUUAUGAAGCAGUUGCUAUACAGUAGCCAGUUUAGAUGUAUUCUACAAUGUAAACAUAUUCGCGUAGGAAGCAGUCAAGCAAGUGAACCAUGUUUUUGUAAAAAAAGAAGCGAAAUGUGAAACAAAUCAAAUAACUCUAUUUUAAGAGUUGACUUAUUUAAUUUUUAUCACUAUUAUCUCUAUGCAUAACCCUAAACAGCCUAUAGGCCCAUAUAUUUAUGAUUAGUUGCUAGCUUUUAACUAUGAAUACCUGUAAAUAGCCAAGAGGGUUCUUUUCUUAGAAGCGUAGGGAAGAAAGCGAAAGUUUUUUUUUUCUUGUUUUUAAUUUAACAAUUUUAAAUGGAAGAAAAGAUACAUGUUACUGAAGGAUGAACCGAUCACAACAAAUACAGAGCAAAAUUAUUGGCCGUAUGAGUUUUUGUUUUGUUUAUUUUUAAGGUUUGAUAGGUUUACAGUAGUGACACGUGUCAAAUUUUGAGCUGUUCAAUGUUUUCUUACUGAGUUUACCGAUUGGAUUACAAAACCGCAGUGCCAGAAAGGUUAAGGGGUAUCAACAAAUUCUAGCUUGAUUUUUUCUUAUUCAGUACCAUGUCAUAAUAUGGUCAAAUUAACCUUCUCAAUUUUAACAAGGGCGACAGGCAUCGCGUUUCUUAUAUGGAGUGCAGAGUUUUCGUAUAUUUUCACGCGGCAUGCAUCCCCUACGUAAUACAUGACUCCAGAAUAUUUGAAUCAACUCAGUAAACCGUUUGACACGUUGUGAUUUACUAAUGGAAGUAUCAUGUGCAGUGUCGCGUUUCUGCAGAAACAUUUAAAGUGAAGUUACAGCUUGCCAUGAAACUUACUGUCAGUUAACAGAUGUGUAAUUCUUCUCAACUGUGCUUGAGCACAUGUGCUUUGUAAGGUUGUAGUAAAUGUGAUAACACGAAAUAAUACUAUAGUGAUAUCGCGAAACUGUACUGAAAUGAACGUUCACUCAAACAUACGGUAAGACAUAACCUUUAGGUUUUAGCAUGACACCUUCGUCAUUCUGUAUGGAAAUUAGGUAACCUGAUCAUUUUUCAAAAUUGUAAUAAAUAUUAGGUUAGGUUUUGCAAAAGAAAUUCAAAUGUACCAAUUGUUACCUAAUAUCUCGGGAGCGCUUUGCGGUGUUAACUUUUUGCAAUUCCUUCGACUAGACAAAUAAUUAUGCGUCUCCAUUAAAUUUCUAAGAAAUGAAAAGGUAUUUUCAACUUGCAGUGAAAUGCAGUUUUAAAAUUUGUUCAUGUCUAAACUUUCAUUUUAUUUCUUCUAAAUUGUGACAUUUGUUGGAUUUAACAAUCGUCACAAUCGUCCUAUAAUUUGAUUGCAUUUUGAAACACUUUCAUUAUUGUGAAUGGUGGUAUGCAAAAGAUUCAAGAGAUAUUACGUUCACUUUCAACUGUAUUGCACAGAAACUUUGUUCGUGGAUUUGGCUGAAAACUUAGCAAACUAAUUUUAUUUCCAAAUUUAUGCAUUGUCAUUAAUUAAGAACUAUUAUAGGGUAAGGGAAGCUGCGUAGCCGUAAGGUUCGACAAAGCCGGAGUUCGUGGGUUUUGUCUCAGGCUCCCCAACUACCUUCACGCUGAAUUCUUCACAAUAUCUCGAUGACUUUCUCUUAACAAUAUAAGUCUCUCUUAUGAAAGAAAACAAGCCAGAUAAGACAGCUAACUAAUCAGAGUUUUCUUUCCCGUCAUUAAAAUUGAUCCAAUUUCAGGUGAUUGAGGCCCGUUUUCUUCGACUGAUGAAAAUAUUGAAUGCAUUUCUCUAUUUAAUCAAACUAUUCAUUCAGCACUGAGCAAUUGUAAUAGAGCUAAUGUGUGAAUUGAAAAUCUACAUCAGUUCCGUGAUGAUUUUUUUUUUUUUGAAGAAUUGAAGUGAAGUGACUUUCGGAAGUGAAAGGAAAAAUUAGUCUAAUUUCAGGCGCAUGAUUACUCGGAAAACAACUGUCAACGUCAAUAGCAAUUUUUUUCCCUCAGACUACAUCACCUAUUUUCUAUUUUAUUUUUUUUAAAGUACUUUGUAUUCAAAGAUUGAUACUGCUAAAUUUUACUAUUAUUUUUAGAAUUGUGAGAAUAUUGAAUAUUUUAUGACAAUUUGCUGAUCAGCAUAACAAAUCAACAGUAACACCACUUCAUGCACUAGUUACAAAAAUUGAAAAAACAUUCGAAGCCGAAGAAAUCAUGUUAUUGGUCACGGAAGCUCAGCAGGUCACAAUAAGGACCACGAAGGGAUUUUCUCAGGGAGAGGUUCUCUCACCCCUGCUGUGAUCAUUAGUGGUUGAUGAACGGUUGACACUACUAGAAUUACGAGGCUAUGAAGUAAUUGAAUUAGCGGAUGAUAUAGUUGCUGUGGAAAUAUGAGCACGUAAUCAGAGAUGAACUUCAACAUGCUCUAAAUUCAACUACAAUGUGGUGCGAAAAGAAGGGACUAUCGAUAAAUGCAAAAAAAAACAACGUCCUGACUAAUAUCCUCACGGAACGAAAUUAAAACUUUCUCAAGGAGCCAACUAUUUAGGAGUAACUCUAGCUACCAGAUUAAAUUGCAGCUUUUAUAUGGAAAAAGUAAAAAUAAAGACUACAAGUGCCUAAUGGAUCAGUAAAAAAUCUUUGGUAACGAAUGUGUAUUGAGGCCAAAAAUGAUUUGUUGGAUCUAUACGGCUAUCGUUAGACGCAGAAUAACAUAUGCUUCCUUAGUAUGGUGGCCGAAAAUUAAUGUCAGGUUUGCUCAGAGGGAGCUUAUAAAAUGCAAAGACGUGCCACAAUUUCCAUCACAUGAGCAAUUUAAAGUACCCCUUCGAAAGCACUAGAUGCUAUGUUCACUUCCAUUGCAUUUACUUGUAUCAUCGGAAGCUGAAAAAACGCACUAAGGAUACAAAGAACAAAAAAGUUUAUUGAAGGAGACCUUAGGGGACACCUCAGUAUACUCAAAAGCUUUAAAAUAAAUGCGCCGCUAACUCAGGAAGACUGGAUACAACUUUGAACGACCACUCCAAGUGACCAAGUCGCACACGAGGGCCUAGCAUUCAACCAGGCUCAAAAGUUUUCUACACGGAAGGCUCCAGGUUAAGCAAUAGAGUUGGGGCUGGGGUAACAGGCCCUGGAGUCAAUCUAUCAAUACCGAUGGGAGCAGAAAUACAAGCAAUAAUUAAAUGUGCUGCAAUUAGUUCACGACACAACUAUAGACAUGCAAAAAUAUGCAUUUUUCUGAUAGUCCAGCUGCACUAGAAGCAGUGAAAUCCGUUUCCUGAUCUUCGAAAUAGGUUUGGUAUCACUUUCAAUUGCUACGGCAGGUGGCUUGAAAUAGUGAAACGAACCUAUUCGAGGUAUCUGCGGCAUUGUGGCAUUGAAGCGAAUGAAAAAGCUGAUCUGUUGGCGAGAAAUGGAUCAAUUGUGGAUUGUGGGGGACUCAGAAUGUGUCCUCAAAAUCGAAUUCAAGAAGUGGGAACAUUUGGAGAAACAAUAAAUCAGCUCGGCAAUCGAAGAGAUUUAUAGCUUCCCAAAAAUUGCAAGAUGAUGCCUGUCGCUUCUGUAACCUAAAACUCAUUCAAUAUCCGGAAAAAAUUCUUUGAUAAAACUUACUACAAAGCAAGGCAAAGCUUUGGUGCUACAUUCCGUAUCAGAACUUGACCUUCUAUUAUACACAGACUUCGUAGCCUACCGUUAAGUGUACAGGACAAUUGCGGGGCUAGCGCUACGAUCCUACUGACACUAACAGUCUCUCCCGCGCCGGGACUCGAACGUACGACGACUGGCCUGUUAGCACUCGAGACCAACUGAGAUUAAAACUUACUAUAACCAUUGAAUAUUUAGAUGGAACACCCCAAUAAGGCUUACCUGACACAAAAUAUUUAAUCUUUGGUCGCAGUUGAAAAUGUACCCAAUACGAAAAAAACCUCAGAUCUAGCAGCACUGCAAAAUAUUAUUCACCUCAACAUUUUUGGCAAUGUUGUCCUCUUUAAUAUAGGCGAUGACAACGAAACCUAAUGAGAAAUAUUAAAAUGCGAAAGAAAAUUGGAUAAAAAAAGUUUAGAGGACAACGAAACCUAAUGAGAAUUAUGAAAAUGCGGAAGAAAGUUGGAUAAAAAAAGUUGAGAGGACAACGAAACCUAAUGAGAAAUAUGAAAAUGCGGAAGAAAAUUGGAUAAAAAAAUUUGAGGAACAUAUUUCCAAAUCGCUUGAAAACCAUAAAAAUAAUCUUUUGUGAUGUUGCUGCUUUUCGUUUAACUGUAAAUAAAAACUUAAAAAAAUAAAAUUUCUGAAGGAACCUGUAGCGAGACUUGCUGGGAAAUAUAAACAAAUGCCCGAAAAUACGGCUUUCUAAAGUAAUUUCAUACAUUCUACCGCUUAUUUUUGUACGAUUUGUUAAAAUAUGAGGUGCGCGAUUAAGUUUUCGCUGUUUUUAUUCAAUAAAAGUGUUACUUCGUUUAGGAAAUAAGCAUGCAAUCUCGUAGAAAUAGCUUUAUGGGUAAUUCUUAUACCAAAGCAAGCUGUUCCUGCGUUGGGCAUUGAUCCUCAGAGUAUUCAAAGCUAUCCGACCCUUCUUCACGCGGAUAUCGAAAUUUGGAAUCAAUCACGACACAUUGUUUCACUUAGAGCAGCAUUUCCGUAAACUUUUUUCAACUCUCGAUGCGCUUCAGCCGCUCUUUUAUUUGAAUCCCGCAGAUGACAUUUUUUUGAUACAAAAUCAAACUUUUUUUUUCAACUCCAGAUACACUAAGGUCUUUUGAACGCAUUUCGAUGUAGUUUUUUACGCAAAUUUUGAAAUUUACGCAGAUUUUAAUGUAUUUUUACGUGGAUUUCACAGAAAAGUCAUUUUUACGCGGUAUGUUUUUAUUGGUUUUUCAUUUUCAAAUCGUUUAUUUAGAGUGUCAUAUGAGUUAACUUAAUCCAAUUUUCAACCUACUGAAUAUUCACUAAUUUGGCCUAACCUUUUUAUAUUUUUUUCUUGAUUUUCGGCUUGACUCGCAUGCGUAAAAACACUACUAUCGAUUUUUUUCGAGAGAACUUACCAGAAAUGAUUACAAACCUUUAGCGAAUGAUUUUUUACGUGGAUUUAGGAAUUUACGUAGUUUUUUCCUACGCGGAUUUCGGAAUUUACGCGUUUGUUUUACGCGGAAUUUACGUGUUUUUUACGCUACGUAUCCCCCGAAUAAAAAAGACUAGUGUAAGAUACCACAAUAAAAUCACUCACGUGUCUAAUCGGUUUGUUUACUGUAUGCCUCAGCUUGUUGCAUCUCGUUUCAGAUACAAUCAGUUUUUUUACGCGGGCUGCUUUUUUUAAAUAACUCAAAAAUGGUUUCAAAAUAUACCUUUUAACGAGUUCUGAGAUGCUUGAUUCGUGUCAUUUCAGGAUUCACUGGAACAUCACAAUUUCAUGUUAUAAAACCUCGAAAAGUUCUCGAUUAUUCCGUCAUUCUAUAUAGAAAGUAGAAAGAAGCAAUCCCAAGUGUAUGCCUUGAAGAACGCCCGAAAUUUGAUUUUUCUUUAAAUAAUUUACCUAUUUUCAGCCAGUAAAGCAUACCAAACUGAAAACCAAUGUCAAAUCUGUCAAAUGGUUGCAGGAGUCAGUCCGCUUAUUCAUUAUAUUUUUGGCGUCUAAUGAAAAAAAAAUCAAUUGCGAGGAGGUUGGUAAUUGUAGAAAGGCCUCUAAAAUAUGGGUGCUGUGAAUUUGUGGUUAUAUUUUUCAUUUAACACACACUGCGACCAGAGAUUAGAUCUAUUGUGAUAUUGCCCAAGUGUUUUCUGUAUUCCGCACUUCAUAUUAUUGGCAGUAUCACUAUUGAAGUAAGUGAUACGCUUUUCAUUCAUAUCCGUGCUUGUGUGUAAGUUUUACCUUUCCGUUUCAAACGUUUUUACUCUACUAUACCGAGCCUCUGUCCCUUCUAACAAUAUCGCCUAGUUACAAUUCCCUGGAGAGAACUUUCAUACGUUACUCACACCAGUUUUAUUAUAACAGGGAGUUAUUAUUGUUAGAAGGAGAGUCAACAGAGGUACUGUAGAAUUCAGAUUGAAGGAAAGGUACUUGGUGGAAAGCCUGAGAAUAAACCAAUGCUUAAGUCCUUCGGCAACCAAAUGGCCUGAUUCUACUAAGAUUCGAACCCACGACCAUCCGCUUACCAAGGCGGACUCUGUAACCUUGCGGCUACGGAGCUCCCACACACAAGAUUACAGCCAGCUCAAGUCAAGUUUCGGAUUUUUUUUAAGUUUUUUAAAAUUAUUGUCAGAAAAAAAAAGAUUUUUUUUCUGUUCUAUCAGAAAUUUAUCGGUCCCGAUAAACGUAUUGGAAAACUACAAUCAAGUGUUAGUUAGUUAGUUUUAUUACUAUAUUUGGCAUCAAAACUACCAGAAUCCCUUCUGGUCCAGGAAUUUUAGAAUCAUAUAAUCACCUUUAAGCCUAUGAUUUAUUCUUUUGAAGGAACUGUGGUUAACCCACAAAAUUUCAAAUGCAUUUCCAAGCUAGUUUGCGUUUUUCUGUUCGAGAAAACUUUUAUGGCUUUUGCUUUUAAUUUUUCAAUUACUUCAACGUGAAAAACUUAGUAAAAGAAGAGUAUUUUCUGACAUGGUACUUUGUGAAAAUGCCUGUGACAUGUUAACAGUUCGGUAGAAAUUAUCAUUUUCUCUUGACAUCUUCAUUUUUACGAUCAAAAUAAUCUUAAAUUAUAUGCCGAAACUUUCGUAAACCUAUCGGUCAAAGCUAUUUUGACUUGACAACGAUUAGUGAUAUAAUUGUUAAAAUUUCACUGUAAUUUCAUGCAUUUUUUAUUGUAAAGAAAAAACAAUCUUGAUGAAGAAAUGUAUUAGAAACUUUCUCCAAAAUAAAGUACAAAAUAAGGAUUAUCAUGUCCAAAUUUAAGGGGCGUAUUACAGAAGCUUCGAAGAGCAACUCGUUUUAUUUGAAAUACAUGGUCGAGUCGAGCCAACUCGUCUUUUGUUAUAGGCCCUCGUGUUUUAUGAUUUUAAGAUUGAUAACAUGAACUUUGGUUUCUUCAGUACAAUGAAUAAAUCAAUCCUUCAAUGCAAAAUUCAAGAAUGAAUUACCAAAACCAUGGCCUGAUGAAAAGAAAAAAAAUUGAGGUAUUAGUACAUUGCUACACAUAAGCAUUUUUUCCGCGAUUCUUGCCCAUAAUGAAUAUUUUGUACCUGGAAACAAUUUUUGACAACAGAAAUUCGUGAUUCGUUGUUUGUAUUAGAACAUAUGGACAAUGUGAUGGUUUUUGCAGUCCAACACCUUGAAAGAAGGUAAAGGUAAAUUCAUACGCUUGACAAAAGUUGCGUUACAGUCAAGAAACAUUUUUCUAUUUCGAGAUCAAGAGGCUCAUUUUGAUGACAUGACAUUUUGUAUUCAACAUUGAAAAUUCAUUUAAUUUUUUUUUUACUAUUUUUUUAUAUAUUUGUUUGAUUUUACUUUCCAAUUUAAAUAUGAUCUGUAUCAAAAGCUCAACCGUACCUAAAAAGUUUCAAGGUUUUUCUUUAUCGUAAACGUGUACUAGAUCUAGAAUAGAAUAGAAUUGAAACCAAAUUAAAAAUAACAUGACAAGUCAAUGUACUUUGACCAAACCCGAGGAAAAAACAAACAAAAACAUUUCUCUUUUCAUUACGAGUAGACACGUAGAAUUUUUUUUUUUCAAACCAAAAAAUGAAUAGAAAAAUAAUAGUGUAUUACACCAAUCGUUAAUCAGUAACAAAUCCAAGAGCGAACAUUGAAGUUGAGCGCGAGUUUUAACGCUAAGUAGAAUCAGAACAAAAUAUAAUUUACAGCAAUUAUCGCAUGCAGCAAAAAAAAAAACAGGCUUUUGGUCAUAUUUUCCCUCACCAAAAUAUCAGUUGAAAUCAGAUCCAGCAGUUUCGCUUGUAGGCAAGGGUACCUUACCUGUGUAGACUAGAAUGUUAUGACCUGAGGCUCGCUGUCGGGAUCAGGACGGUAUGAGCUCAACUCAAGCCUUAUUAAUUUUAAACGAGUCCAAAGAUGCUCUGUUUUCAACUGUUUGUUUUCAGAAAGAGAAAGAGAGAGAGUAGCAAUUUUUUCACUCGUUGCUACAAAUUUAUUCACCAGUUGGUAUUAACGUUGAUUCGAUAUGGCGUUCCACUUGGCUUAGGUUUGCCGUUGAUAGUAGUGUUCAUGUGUUUUCUCUCAAAAUUAUACAAAAAUACAAAAAAAAGAAGCAAAUACCACAAUCUGAGCGAGUGAAGUACGUAAAGACAACAUUAAUUGAUUUACCAUCGAUCGGAAAUUUUUAUAAGCGGUAACGCCUGUUUGUUAUUUUAUGUCACUGCCAGAGUUUUGUGCUAUCGAGAAAGAAGAAAAAAAAACUAAAAGAGAAUCCAUUUCGGUUUUUAGAUUUCACAGAUUUCGUCACUUGAUUAAGCAUUCGCUGACUUAGGCUGGCCGCUCACUCGUGACACAAUGUCUCUGCCAGGAGCUGAUCCCGCGUAAGGAUCGCAGAGCAGAUUCGCUGGUACCGGCCGGCACUAAACAGUCACACAUUGGAACACAACACUCGCCAUAUUUGUACAUACUUGUAAAGCAUAAAACUCAUUGAACAAACAGUAACUCAAAAUUGAACCGUAAACGGAACAAUUAACGCAAUCAAUCAGACCCGUGGUAACCACGAAGAGUGUUAAAUUAUUGGAACUACGCGUAGAGAAAACUGCAGUAAUUAGUUCUCAUUUGAAUGUCUAUUUGAUGAAAAACUUGACAAGCAAUACAAAACUUGUCCCGAAGAAAACCUGCAUACCUACCAGAACAUUUUCGCGAGUCUAAUACAGGAACUAAAAAAUAUACACAGAAAAAUUUCGAAUAGAAAGGAUCAGUCAAACUUUUGUAGUCACCGGCGGGAGCAUUUUUAGCGCGACAAACGAUGGAGAAACUAUAGCAUACUAAAUAUCAGCAUAACGCCAUUGGAAACCAACAAAAUAAACCUUUUAUGACACCCAAAACACAUACCCAUUGAAGAGAAACUGAAAAACAAACGAUAACAACUAACAACUUGAUAAUCCAGAAAUAAAAAGGGAAAAAAAUACUUGAAACAUAAAUUGUAAGCAUUGGUAAUUUGUAAACAAAUUAAAAAAAGUUUGUACAUAUGAAUAAAAUACAUUGGAACAUAUUGAAACAUUUAUACCGA